This is a messenger RNA of Maylandia zebra (zebra mbuna), 1424 nucleotides long. The record is from RefSeq and is a predicted model, not a curated record. Lineage: Eukaryota; Metazoa; Chordata; Actinopteri; Cichliformes; Cichlidae.
AUGGCAAGACGGUACAACACGGAGGAAGCGUUGCAAAUGAUCCUGGACCCCGAGUGCGAGGAUAGCGCCUCAUCAUCCACCGAGGAUUUGGGGGAUGACGCGGAGAUUUCUUCGGAGGAGGAAACGGAGGAGCUGGAGUCUGGUUCCGACUCAUAUGGAUCAGAGUCUGAAAAUGAGAGCGGAGAGAUGGAGGAAGAAUCAGCAGGGUGGAUUUCCAAAAAUGGAACAAAGUGGUCUCCGACAAACGCUGAGACGCUCCGCUAUGUUCCAGCGGCCACGGGACACACCGGACCUACUUUUCAUGCCACCGCCGGGAUCAGUGACCCACAAUCCAGUUUUUCUCUUUUUGUCACCGAUGAAAUUAUCCUGCAUAUCGUCUCAAUGACCAAUAUCCAGGGGAGACGUACUAUCGCUGACUGGAAAGAUGUGGACAGCGAUGGACUGCGUGCGGAGGUGGCCUUCAUGCAGUAUGUGCCCAAAAAGCCAGCAAAGUAUGGUCUGAAGGUAUGGGCGGUCUGCGACGUAGAGACGUCUUAUGCCUGGAGACUGCAGCUCUACACGGGCAAAGCAGUCGGUGGGAGCGAGAUCAACCAGGGGAUGCGAGUGGUUCUGGAGCUGACAGAGGGGCUCCAGGGACACAGUGUCACCUGUGACAAUUUUUUUACUUCCUUCCCUCUGUCAGAGGAGCUGCUCAGGCGAAAAAAUACCCUGGUUGGCACCAUUAGGAAGAACAAGCCCGAGCUUCCGCCACAACUGCUGCAGACAAGGGGGAGAGGAGUGUUUUCCGUCUUUGCUUUCACUACAACGCACACGGCCGUGUCAUACGUCCCCCGCUGCGGCAGAAAUGUCCUCCUGUUGAGCUCCAAACACCGCACUCCAGGAGUAUGCGACGACCCGAAGAGAAAGCCCCACAUAAUAAAGGAUUAUAACAAAUCUAAGGCUGUUGCCACCUACACCUGUAGGAGGCGAACGAGGCGGUGGCCGUUAGCCCUUUUCCACCACCUGAUCGACAUUUCGCUCUAUAAUGGUUACGUCCUGUGGACCGCGGUUGACCCAGCCUGGCAGCAAAGCAAAGCUUACAGAAGGAGGCUCUACAUCGACUUCCCCGCUCUUCCCAUUUGUGAAAAAUGCGCAGGGUGCUGCUGCUGCUGGUCCCUCUCCAGGCCCCUCUGCAGCCAUCAAAUCUAAGGUGAGGAAGCGAUGUGACCUUUGCGCAGGAAAAAGGAGGGUCGUUACCACCUGCUGCAAAUGUGGGAAGGCCACAUGCAAGGACCACAGCCUGACCAUCUGCAGCAACUGCUCCACCUGAGCAGGACUGCCCCCCCCAGCCCCCAUCUCGCACUCUUUAUCUCUUUCUCAUAUCUCUCAUACCUUUCCCCAUUCCAAACAGUAUAUGUUCAUUGUUCUAAAGUUCUAAAAAUAAA